This is a messenger RNA of Bathycoccus prasinos, 1107 nucleotides long. RefSeq lists its product with no specific name. The record is from RefSeq and is a predicted model, not a curated record. The transcript has a single exon. Lineage: Eukaryota; Viridiplantae; Chlorophyta; Mamiellophyceae; Mamiellales; Bathycoccaceae. Bases 1 to 1107 code for a protein of 368 amino acids.
AUGUCGACGCUGAUGCACCAACGGCACUUGCUCUUGCUCGAAAAGAAGCACAGACGAAACGAGACGACGUGGUUCGUGACAAAAUCUGCACUCAAGAAAGGAGAGACGAGGAAGAAAAACUUUCACGUUGUUCGUCGUCGUUUGUUGCUCUGCUGUCUUAUAUUGGUCACCUUGGUGUUGUAUUCUCGAUUUUAUUCGUCAACAAAGACGACGGCGACGUCGCCGUCGAAGAUGCAACAAACGACCACCCGAAGAAGAAGAGCAGGAACGGUUAAAGAAUUCGUUGGAUGUAACGACGACAAGGACGGUAACGAAGAUGACGAGGACGAAAAAGAGAUGGAUGCGAAGGACUUCGUGCUCCGCUCGAUCGAAACCACUCGAGUUCGCUCGAAACCGUUUGCGAGUUACGUGCACUUGUGUCGCGUGUUCCCUAGAAAACUCUAUCGAGAAAUGACGGAGUAUUUCCCACCGAAAGAAGCUUUAGCGCCGGCAAAAUUGACGAGCCAUAAGUUAAGAUAUAAAAUCGAUCGCGUCGGGAGUUUACUCGAUCUUCCCGAGGCCAUGAAGAAGACGUUUAAGAAUUUCACGAAGACGGUAGAGGUGUGGUCAAAAGCGGAGGAGAUUUUGUUAUCGGAGAGGUUGAGGGAGACGGUGUUUAGAAAAUUAGAGGUAGACGAGGUCGAGAAGAAAACACGGUCGAAGGAUUUUCGGAUACAAAUGGACGUCGGCGGGUUCACUUUAGGGCCGCACCCUGAUUCACCGAAAAAAAUCGUGACGUUGAUGUUGUAUUUUCCAAAAGAAGAGGAAGAGGAAAGCAAUAAAAAACUCUUCGGGACGUGUUUGUAUACGAAAGAACAAUAUGAAACGUUCGCAGACAACGACGAAGGAAAGGAAGUAUUACCAUCUUGCGAGAAGAAGUUUUUGUUUGAACCAAACACGGGAUACGCGUUCAAAGUAGGCGAGGAAAGUUACCACGGCGUGGACGACAUCCCGCCACGCUGCGAAAGAAGAACGCUUUUGAUUAACUGGUACUCGACAAGCAAACCAGUAGGGACUCAAUCUGGAAUCUUUCCAAACAUUUGGGAUAUUAUUAGAGGGGAUGCGUAA